UGUCCUGAGCUUUAUCAAUGUGGGGCAUUGAACAGUGGAUGUGAACGACUGCUGAAAUCUCUCAUAAUACCAAUCAAGUUUGUUUUCUUCCGAUCGAGUUUAAUUCCAGACCCAGAUUGAGUUUGGACAGACUGCACAUCAUGACGAGCAGCUCGAAGCGGAAAGAGGAGGUCCACGUGCUUAAUGGAGGAGUCAAGCAGUCCUCAUGGAGCAAAGCUAUCAGCUGUAAAGCAGUGUGGGAAGAAAAGGAUGAGUUUUUAGACGUGGUCUACUGGAUUCGUCAGAUUAUCGCUAUCAUACUGGGUGUAAUAUGGGGUGUUGCACCACUGAAAGGGUUUCUGGGUAUUGCAAUAUUCUGUGUGAUCAACGCAGGUGUUCUGUAUGUGUACUUCAGCAGUUUUCAGCAGGUGGAUGAGGAGGAGUAUGGAGGGACAUGGGAGCUCACUAAAGAAGGCUUCAUGACUUCUUUUGCUUUGUUUCUGGUGGUUUGGAUAAUAUUCUACACGGCGCUACACUACAACUGAGAACAUGCCUGAAACCCAUAGUCCUGGAGAGACAAUGAUGGACAUUUUAUUUAAUGUGAUGUGGAAGGACUGGAGUGAGCUACUGUUCAAGGCAUCGGUGUAUGUGAUCAGAAGCAUGUUUGGGCCUUGAGGAACAGCAGCAUUGUGGGUACACGUUCAUAACCUUGUUGAACCCAGGGCUCAUUGAAUUUUAAGCUAAUGUUGUCCAGUGCACUGCCACGGCUAAUGGGUUGAUACUGUUAUUUCUGAUUUUUCUCUUUUUCUUGUUUGAAUGCUGUCGUAUCAAACACAAUUUAACUUUAAUUUUAUGUCUUUUGUUUUGUUUGUUUCACAAUUAGCUUCCAACACACAUUGUCUUACUCUGUUAUGACAAGUAAAUCAGAUAGCAGCAUGUAAAUUCUGUACAAUUGAAUUUGAUCAGAUCCGUAAUGUAUUAAUGUAUUUUUUAUGUCUUGUCAGUGUAACACUUCUCAGUAUUUUAUAGUGUAUUCACGGAAAUGCAGAUGUUGUGUAUGCUUGUUAUGAUUAAUAAGAUAUAAAUGAGGCUGUGGAGAGACUAUUUUCUGGCUGAGAUGUUUUGGAGAGUAAAAUUAAACAUGGGCAUUGUCUGCCCACACUUUUCAACCGAUGUUCUGAUGGACUCAAUCAUUUUAUCCAUUUACUAUAUUUGUAAAACUGCAUUUGAAAGAUUUUUUUGGUUUGUUUUAUGACUGUAUUUCGUGAAAUCCCUGUCUCCAAAUGACUUUAUAAAUCACACAUAAUGUAUAAAUUUGGCAUUUGCAUU
Molecule: messenger RNA, 1308 nt
Organism: Xyrauchen texanus (razorback sucker)
Lineage: Eukaryota; Metazoa; Chordata; Actinopteri; Cypriniformes; Catostomidae
Product: respirasome Complex Assembly Factor 1-like
Exons: 4
Coding region: 141-524 (127 amino acids)
Biological process (GO): mitochondrial respirasome assembly
Source: RefSeq, a predicted model, not a curated record